AUGGCCACGGGCACGGGUGCUGACUGUCCCCUCUCUCCUUCCCAGUCGCUGCUUUUCCUGGGCUUGGUGGCCGCCGUCUGCCUCGGCCUCAACCUCCUCUUCCUCACCGUCUACCUGAUCUGCCUGUGCUGCUGCAAGAGGGACCAGGAGCCCGAAACCAAGCGGCCCCACUCCUGCUGUGUCACCUGGAUGGCUGUCACCGCCGGGCUCAUCUGCUGUGCGGCCGUCGGCAUCGGCUUCUAUGGGAACAGCGAGACCAACGACGGGGUGUACCAGCUGCUCUACGCCCUGGACCACGCCAACCACACCCUGACCGGCAUCGACUCGCUGGUGGCGGGCACCACGCUGCAGAUGCAGGUGGGCCUGGAGCAGCACCUGGCACGGCUGAACGAGCUCCUGGCCGCACGGGGGGACUACCUGCAGACCCUCAAGUUCAUGCAGCAGUUGGCCGGCAGCAUCGUCCUGCAGCUCUCGGGGCUGCCUGUCUGGAGGGGCACCAGCACUGACCUCACCGCGCUGGCCGGCAACAUCGCCUACGUCGAGUACUACCGGUGGUUGGCUUAUCUCCUCUUCUUCAUCCUCGUCCUCACCGUCUGCCUCCUGGCCUGCCUGGGGCUGGCCAAGCGCUCCCGCUGCCUCCUCACCACGAUGCUGUGCUGCGGGCUGCUGACGCUCAUCCUCAGCUGGGCCUCCAUGGCCGUGGACACGGCGGCGGCGGUGGGCACCAGCGACUUCUGUGUGGCCCCGGACAAGUUCAUCAUGAACCAGACGGAGAGCGACAUCAGCGCAGAGGUGGUUCACUAUUACCUGUACUGCGACCAGAGCCUGAGCAAUCCCUUCCAGCAGGCUCUCACCGUCUUCCAGCGCUCGCUCACCACCAUGCAGAUCCAGAUCCAAGGCCUGAUACAGUUUGCGCUGCCCCUCUUCCCCACAGCCGAGAAAGACCUGCUGGGGGUCCAGCAGCUCCUCAACUCCUCAGAGACCAGCCUGCACCAGCUCACGGCCAUGCUGGACUGCCGGGGGCUGCACAAGGUGAGAGGGGGGCCAAGACAGGGGGACCGGGACUACGACGACAUGGACGAGGAAGACCCCUUCAACCCGCAGGCGCGUCGCAUCGCCACCCACAACCCGGCCCGGGGGCAGCUCCGCAGCUUCUGCAGCUACAGCAGCAGCCUGGGCAGCCAGAGCAGCCUGCACCCCCCGGCGCAGACCAUCUCCAACGCCCCCGUCUCCGAGUACAUGAACCAAGCCGUGCUCUUUGGUGGAAACCCGCGCUACGAGAACGUCCCCCUGAUCGGCAGAGGCUCUCCUCCUCCCACGGUACACAUGCGAGCCACCUACCUGUCCGUCACCGAUGAGCACAUCAGGCACCACAGCACCGAGUUCCCAGCCUAACGCGCUCGCCCCGAGCAGCUCACGGGAGGAGAAAAUGCCACCGGCGUUUCUGUAACGGAAACCAAAGACACCUGGAAAAGACGCGGUGGGAAGCCCGAUGGCAGCAGCCAGAGGACAAGCCCCCGCCCGGCGGUAGGGAGCCCCGCGCCCCCCACGUGCUCUGUGCACCCUCCUCUCCUCCUCGGCAGCUUCUGCUUGGUCUCAAGUCUUCCUGCCUUACGGCUGACAGCGACUCCGGGGCCGAACGCCAUCCGGCAGCGGGGCAGCACCGUGGCCGGGCUCCCGGUGUGCCGGCAAGACCAGAGACGCUUCACGCCCCUGCAUUGGCUUCUCCUUUCCCUUCCCAUCUGCACCAGCUCGGGGAUGUUUUACACCACGGAGGGGAGCCUUCUCCAGCUCCCUCUGCCUGGAGCGCAAAGCCUGGGACCACGGGCUGCCCCCAGCACCAGCCCCUCAGGGAGGGGUCCGGGGCAGCGGCUCCUUCACUCCCGUAGCAAUGCAGUACCAACCACUAGUGAUCCCAGCCCCUUC
This is a messenger RNA of Aptenodytes forsteri (emperor penguin), 1926 nucleotides long. It is a transcript of the gene TTYH2, whose product is annotated as tweety family member 2. Gene Ontology annotation, molecular function: intracellularly calcium-gated chloride channel activity; volume-sensitive chloride channel activity. The record is from RefSeq and is a predicted model, not a curated record. NCBI's taxonomy places the organism in Eukaryota, Metazoa, Chordata, Aves, Sphenisciformes, Spheniscidae. The transcript is spliced from 12 exons. Bases 1 to 1395 code for a protein of 464 amino acids. Gene Ontology annotation, cellular component: plasma membrane.